UAAAUUUAAUUACAAAAUCAAGAUAUUCCAAAAUGCCUAUGGAUACUAAGCCGGUUAGUGAAACGCGUCCCAUGCAUGCUCUCGUUUUUGAUCGUUUGGAAAUAAUUUUUAAUAUUAUUAAUCAAAUGUGCAUUGGAUUUGUAACGAUCUAUAUAAGUUGGAUGUAUCUGCGUACAGGAUUAGCUGGUACAGGUCUGCAUGCAUGGCUGACAACAAUAGGGCCUUAACAUGGAAUCAUUAAAUACUACAACUUGCAGUACCAUUCGAACCGAUUACGGCAGCACAACGUUAAAAAUUUCUAUUGGCAAUAAGUCAUCGGAUAACGGGGAUACGAACGGCUCGGACAACGCUACAGCAACAGCCACGACCUCUUACGAUAUCGGCUAUCACAGUCUGCCGCAUACGUCGUCUACGAACUUAUUUGCAAAAUCGAGAUUUUCCAGAAUGUCUAUGGACACCAUGCCGAACAGUGAAACACGUCAAAUAUUACAACGUUUAGAAUAUUUUCUAAAUGUUCUCAAUCAGAUUUGCAUUGGCUUUGUCACGAUCUAUAUGAGUUGGAUGUGCUUGCGCACAGGAUUAGCUGGUACGGGUCUGCAUGCCUGGUUGGUGACAAUUGGGUUCUCUUUUCUUAUGGCUGAAGCUAUAAUGUGUCAUUACAACCACAAUGUUUUGACCUUUAACUAUAGAAGAAAUACCAAAACCACUAUACAUUGGGUGCUGCAGGUCUUGGGCGGUGGCUGUGGCAUUGCUGGCGUUCUAAUCAAAUGUAUACAAAAAAAUUUUUCACUGCACUCUAUACAUGGGAAAUUAGGUUUCGCUGCCUUCAUCUUAUGUUGCAUUAGUUUUGCUUCCGGUUUAACGGCAUUAUUUUCAACAAAAGUCAAGAGAAUAUUAAGUCCUUUGCUAAAUAAAACUUUUCACAAUAUCUUGGGUAUUAGCACAUUUUCUGUAGCUCUAUGUGCCCAAUAUUAUGGCUACGAUACCGGUUUCUUUUCCCGCAAAGCACCCUCAGAUGAUUUUAUUAUAUUAAUGAAAUGCUUGACCUUAAUAUCGUUGGUACUCUCAUGUUUGGGUGCCUUAAAGGCCCUAUAUCAUAAAUCAUCGAAUAUAGUUAGACAUUACAGUUAGAGAUUUGGAUUGUUAUUAGAAUUUAUAAAAAAAAAUGUCAGGUAUAUGAUGAAAAUCAAUUGAUUUAAAAUUGUAUCAUGAAUUUCGAUCAUUUUUACGAAUAAUUAUUGAACCUAUAACUUAUUAUUAUCUUAAAAAAUUCAAGCCUGUUUGAAAAAUUUAAAAAAAAAUUUAACAGAAUUUAGAAAUAUUUCAAAUUCUAUUUCCUUUGAAUAGCUGUUUAGUUACUAUUAUCUAGUUAUAAAUUUGUAUGUAUAUCAUUUAUGAACAAACAUAUAUCUGUUCAGAUUUUACUAUAUAUAUCAUAGAGUCUGAUUUAUGCCUAUAUAUUAUAAUUUAAAUAUCAUUUAUAGAGUAUGUACAUAAACAUUUUAGAUUAUUAUAUUUGUAUAAAUGUAUUUUAAUAAAAAAUUUUAUAUAUCGA
Calliphora vicina (urban bluebottle blowfly) is the source of this 1555-nucleotide messenger RNA. Its product is annotated as transmembrane reductase CYB561D2-like. The record is from RefSeq and is a predicted model, not a curated record. Gene Ontology annotation, molecular function: heme binding; transmembrane monodehydroascorbate reductase activity. Lineage: Eukaryota; Metazoa; Arthropoda; Insecta; Diptera; Calliphoridae. The transcript has 4 exons. The coding region runs from base 229 to 1131 and encodes 300 amino acids.